Messenger RNA from Panicum virgatum (switchgrass), 4056 nucleotides. RefSeq names its product transcription factor UNE12-like. The record is from RefSeq and is a predicted model, not a curated record. The transcript has 9 exons. Lineage: Eukaryota; Viridiplantae; Streptophyta; Magnoliopsida; Poales; Poaceae. Gene Ontology annotation, biological process: regulation of transcription by RNA polymerase II. Gene Ontology annotation, cellular component: nucleus. Gene Ontology annotation, molecular function: protein dimerization activity; RNA polymerase II cis-regulatory region sequence-specific DNA binding; DNA-binding transcription factor activity, RNA polymerase II-specific. The coding region runs from base 152 to 1003 and encodes 283 amino acids.
CCCACCCACCACCACCACCACCACUCGAUCCCCACUUCACUCGCCGACGACCAAGCGCCCUCCGUUCCGGGCCGUCGGCGGCAGCCGGAGAGUGAGGCAGAGCAACCAACUGUACCCUCGCCGGCAGGCGCAGUGGGCCCGUCGUCGGGACAUGGCCGGGCAGCCGCCGCAGGGCCCGGAGGACGACUUCCUCGACCAGUUCUUCUCCAUGGCCGGCGGCUCCUACUCCGCCGCGGCCGCGGGGGGCGGCCGCGCCGCGGGGGACCAGCCCUUCUCCCUCGCGCUCAGCCUAGACGCGGCGGCGGCCGAGGCUUCCGGGAGCGGGAAGCACGCGGAGGGCGGCAAGGCGGAUCGGGAGGCCGGGCAGCUCCCCGGGCUUUUCCCGCCGGUGUUCGGCCGUGGUGUGCAGCCGCCCCACCUCCGCCCCAGCCCGCCUACCCAGGUGUUCCACGCGCAGCAGCCGAAGCAAGGCGGGGCGGCUGUGGGGCCUCAACCGCCGGCACCAAGGCCGAAGGUGCGGGCGCGGCGUGGGCAGGCAACUGACCCCCACAGCAUCGCGGAGAGGCUACGAAGAGAGAGAAUAGCAGAAAGGAUGAGGGCUCUACAGGAACUGGUGCCCAAUACAAACAAGACAGAUAGGGCAGCUAUGCUAGAUGAGAUCCUCGAUUAUGUGAAGUUUCUGAGGCUUCAAGUCAAGGUGCUAAGCAUGAGCAGGCUGGGCGGUGCUGGUGCUGUUGCACAAUUGGUUGCUGAUAUCCCUCUUUCAGUUAAGGGGGAAGCAAGUGAUAGUGGGAGCAAACAGCAGAUUUGGGAAAAGUGGUCAACGGAUGGCACAGAAAGACAGGUUGCAAAGCUGAUGGAAGAAGACAUUGGGGCAGCGAUGCAAUUUCUCCAGUCCAAAGCACUCUGCAUGAUGCCAAUCUCGCUAGCCAUGGCAAUUUAUGACACACAACAUUCUCAAGAUGGCCAACCAGUGAAGCCAGAACCCAACACUCCUUCCUAGUACAGUAGCAGCAACAAUAGCAUGCAUCCUUACAACUACUAGCAGGCACCAAUCUAUCAAAGUGUAAGAUAAACUGCUGGUUUUCGAUUCACUAACAAGGAGGCAAGAAAAGACCUAAAAGAUCCUCUCCACUUUAGGUUGUACCAAUGGUAUAUGAUAUCACCUUCCCUUUCCAAUCUUUUUCUCAAAGGUGCUUUAAUUGCAAGGAUAUGGUAAGCAAUAACCUUCUCAUGCUCCUACAUCUUUCAAUACCCCCUAUGAGUGUGAGUGAUGGAGAGAGCUACUAAAGAGUCUGGCAUGCUCUCAUAAUGUUUCUUUCCGGGUCUGUAGUGCACUAGCCAUACACUUUGUGGUGGGGACUGCUUUUUCGGUAGUGGGUGUAUGGACUAAUCAAAAGGGAUUGAUGUAUGCGUGUGUCUGCUGCCUGCACAAAUGGUUGACAAAAUUUGAAUACAAGAUGAAAUGGAAGAUGGUGUUGAUAGCGAUGUCCAUUCUUCUCCAUUUUUCCAAAGUGGAGGGCCAAGGCUUUGGUCAAUGGAGGCUGAGCAUGCAUUUCGGCAUGCUAGUGGGUCUGCUAUCUACUUGCGAUACUUUAUUAUCGAUGCACACUCUUGAUGAAAACAUUCUUAUAAAAUUGGGAUGAGAUUAAUCCUUUAAAGCAUUGGCCUCCUCUGUCAUGAGUUAUCUUCUGCGCCAUUAUUGUUUCACAUACUAAUUUGUGGGCAGCAGCUGCUUUGCACUGUUCACUGCCAGUAACGGCGUGUUUACUUAGUUUGUGAACCACUUCUGAGAAUCUACAAUCUGGGGGAAAUGAGUGAUUGCAUGACUUUGAUGGUUUGUUAUAUGAUACUGUAAAUAGUUCUGGGACUUGUGUGCUUGCUUCUUGUCAAUUGUUCAUAAGCUUUAUUUCCAUGAAGCGCCUUAUCUUUAGAUCACUUCUUUUUGAAGUUAGGUUGUUUGGUGGUUUGAUCUGGGAACGUUUGGGGCUGCCAAACUUUUAUGUUUACUGGUUUGAAGUGUUGGUUUUCAAGAAAGAGUGUUGCCCUCAUGUCCGCUUGAGGUGUUGUAUUUUGUUGCCAUUGCUUGAUCUAGUUAGUGCUUUUCUUCUCCCAAAUGGUGUGCUGUACUAGAAUCCUGGAGUUAUAUCUGUGGUGUUAUGCUAGAAUCAUUUCCCCUAACUUAUUUUUUGUUUAUCUGUUUUGACAUAAGCAUAGUCAGUAAUAUCAAAGUUUCACAAUUUGUAUAAAAAUAUAUCAGUUGUACAUUUCUUUGGUUUCUUUGGCUUUGUUUGUGCGAAACCUGGUACUGCUACAUAUGUUACUCCAUGCUCGACACUCAACACAUCUUAAAAUGUCUCUGGAGCUGAUGUUUCUUUUUAGCAGUAGUGGAUGAGCGAUCAGACUGUUUCCCACUUAAUGCUGGCUGAUUGUGCCGCGCCUCUGUUUCCUCGCAUCAUCUUGGCAGAAAGGAUGUAUCCAUGUUGGGCUCUGAAACUGCUGAACCCGUUGCUGAUCGGGAACUGCAAGGUAGGGGUGGGAAACUGGAGCUGAUCAUGCAAGAUCAAUUGUUUGCUUGCCAGCUUCUCUGAUGCGUAGUGGAUGGCAAAAGGACGGAGUAGUUGUGGUGUGGUCUAAGGUGUUCGUGCAAUCGCUUUGAUGAGGUUCCUGGUGAGUUUAUGACCUUCGUCAAGAUGGCUCUGAAAACAUGUGAGAGGGCUCAAAUGUUAACGGGCCCUCCUUUGUUCUCGGUUUCCAUGGGGAGGCCAGUUCAGCCUAACAGCAUCGCCGCGCGCACUGCUGAAGAAGCUAAAUGUCCGAGUCCCCAACGGCCCAACCGCGUCGAGAGGGAUAUUAAAAAAAAAGCCGCGUCGAGAGGUGUCGAAUCGAACCUCCUCGCCGGCUCGUCGCGCCGCCGUGCACUGCUACCUCCUGACCGCCGGCCCGCCUGCCCACUCCGCCGCCUCCAUUCAUCCCCCGCGCGCCUAUUGCCCCUCCCGCCGCACCGCCGGCCACGGGAAGCCUUCCUGGCAGCCUGCGCGCCGCCCAGUGAGCCCACCCGACCGGGCCUCGCAUUCUUCACGGAGCUCGCGCACGCGACACCCGCCCUACCAGCUCUGCCGCCUCACGGACCCGCCCAGGCACCCACAUCGUAGGCUCGGACCUUGUGCCCGGCGGGCGGAGAGGCGCCUGUGGUGCUGCUCGGAGCGAAGGGGCUGCGAUCUGUCGGACGGUCCAGGGUGGGAAGGCAGCCGCCGUGCUUCUGCGAGGGAAGGCGCUCAGGCAGCACCGCAGCACCUCGGGUGAGUUGCUUCCAGCUGGCUGUAGUGGGUUCCUGUAAUUUCUCCCACACAUUGGCUCUCCGGCUACAUCUGAAUUUCAGUUGCUGGCUAGGAGGUACACUAGGACAGAUUACUUUGUCUCAGAGAUGUCUGACGGGGAUUCAUCUUACUUCACCUUCUACAAAGACUACAAGGUCGCGUUCAUGGACAGGGAAGAGUGGAUGUACAAGUUACCGAGGGUUAGCAACGAUAUGGCUUUCCUGCAUCAUGUGAGAAAAUUUGUUGCCGCUGCAAAAAAACAUCGUGUGAGUCUGGGUCGGGAGGGUACCAUUUGUCCGUGCAAUAGCUGCAAGAACAAUCUUCUCCAGGAAGAUAAUGUGGUGCUAUCUCACUUGAUCCGCUAUGGUUUUGUCAAGAAUUAUACUGUUUGGAAGUUUCACGGCGAAGCAGAGCCGAGUGUCACUAGUGCAUCUGAACGAAACUCUUCGACAUCCUCGUUGGUGAAUGAAAGAGGACAACAACCCUCAUCAUCAACAGCAACAGCGGGCAGCGAUGGUGCGAAUGGCGAUUACAUGUUGGGGGAAAGUUCUUCUAUGCCGAGAGCGAGCUAGCGACGGAGGAGAAAUACGCGAAGCUACGCAACUGGAAAACCAACCUCGACAUGAAUGGCUACAAGUUACCAGACAUCUUUGAGUAGGUGCUUGUGAACUAGUGAACAUUUGAUGUGAUUUUGUGAACUAUGUGAACAUGCAUGAAUGUAAUUAAUAUUCACUUA